GAGUUGACUAAAAUAAUUUUUCAUGUGUGCAUUCGAGGAGCAGACAGCGGAGAGGAAUGGAGGAGGAUGAAGUAGACAGACUGAGGCUCCCUCAGGCACGCAAAGAGGCGAAAACACGAGGGAUAGAUAUAUCGAAUUUGAAAAACAUAGGCGAAAUCCGCUGUACCCUGAAACGCCAUUCGUUGAUUGAUAGAAAAACUCGCGACAAUGUAAUCAAAAGCCUGUCAUCUGAUGCUGAAAAUGACAGCAUCCUUCGAAAGAGACUAGGAAGCAUAUAUACCGCCACCCUGCAGGCUUUUCGUGAUUUAGAACAGAGUGGUGACACCAUUCUGGAUCAUCUGGAGCAGUGCUUUCCUGGCCUUCUAACAAGACUUGAGAAUGAGGAAUCCAAGUUAAUGAACAACAAUGUUAAAUGCCCAAUCAUGGUAUUAGGUGAGACUGGAUCAGGAAAGUCUUCAUUUAUCAACUUAAUCUUGGGCUGUGAGCUGCUGCCCCACUCUCUGCUAAGUAACACCAACACCAUCUGUGAAAUACAAUACGGUGAAGAUUACAGAGCCUCUUUUCAUUACAUUGAUAAUGCCGAGUCCAAGGAAGACGUUCGUUAUGAAACUUUCCAAGAUAUGCAGUCAUCACUUUGUGACAAAAUACAGAAAAAGGGAGAGCAAAAGUCUCUCUAUAAAAGGGUGGAAAUUUUUCUACCAAGUGACAUUUUGAAGAGUGGACUGUUGAUAGUGGACAGUCCAGGGAUUGCUGACACGGGUGAAAUGACCGACAUUGUACUUGACUAUCUCAUCAAAGCCUGUGCUUUCAUUUAUAUUAUCAACAGUGAAAAUGCAGGAGGUGUGGCCCCAGACAGGCUACAGUAUCUACUGAAGAAAGUAGUGGAAAAGGCAUUUCAUGAUGAGCAGGACUAUAGAUCAACGUGUGCCGUCUUUAUCUGUAACAAAUGGGACCAAGUUCCUUUUGAAGAGAGAGACAAGGUUUUCAAGGACACAGUCAGAAAGCUGUGUACAGAAUCCACCGGUUGGCCUGACUGUAAGGAGAACCAGAUAUUCAAAUUGUCCAGCAGAGAGGCUAUGUUCAUCCAGGACACCCCAGAAAAGUUCAUUGUUGGUCGUUUUGCUGCAGUUUUACACAAAAUUCACUCUCUCAUUCCAGAGAGCAGAAACACACUUCUGCUGAACGAUGCAAGGUUGUUGCAGCUGAUUUUGGAUAAGGCAGCUUUGUGUAUAGAGAGCAGUCUCUCUGAUGUCCAUUUAACUCCAGAGGAGAGGAUGAUCAAGAACAAAGAAACAGUGGAGGAUCUAAUGAAGCUGAAAAAAGAUGUCAACGAAUUCUUUGAAGUAGAAAGGAGGAAUUUUAAUGAGGGAUUAGAAGAAAUCAUCACACAGCUAAGAAAUCACUUACGUAGUAAGGAAAUGACUCAGAAACUGUGUGAUUUUACUCAGACCAUGAAUACCACUGAUAUUCAAUGGAAAGAAGCAACAAUCAAAUUGAGAAUCCAGCUGUAUGACAAGAUAACAGAGGAAAUUCAAAAGUGGGAAACUGAAAACAAAAAAAUGGAAGAACUUGGUGCUUGCAUGGCUAAGAACUUUCAGGAGAAGUUUCCAGACUUUGACUCCAAGUUGUUCAAUUUACAAAAGAGGUACAUUCAGGGCAGUAAUUCAGAGAAUAUAUUAGUUGAAAAUGUUGAGCCAUUUGUACCCAUUGUGAUUGCUGAAAAAUUUGACAACAUCAACUUAGGGUUAAAGGUUUUAGUGGGAAUUUCCUUUUCUCCUGUUUUGUUGAUUGGGGCCCUCGUACGCUUACCAGUAUGGGGAUUAAAGGAAUUAGCCAGGAAGGUUAAAGGUCAAAUGUUGGAAACAGAGUAUGCCAAGGAUCCUCGGAACUCCCUCAGGAAGUAUGCAGAGGGAAUUCUGAAAUCAGCGAGUGACCCCAUGCAAAUGAAACCAAUUAUGGAGAAGGAGGUUUCUCAUUUGUUCACAUAUUUGGAAAACCAGAGGAGGAAAGUUCUCCAACAGAUUGAGGCAGAACUAACUCUUCUGGACAAGAGAAGAGAGGAAAAAGAGACCAAGGAAUUUAUAGUAAAGAACUGCUCUAGUCAAAAAGUCAGGUUUGAAAGACUUAGGCGAAGGUUGGCCUAUUUCUAUAAAAUUGAGUUAACUCCCACCUCAUAUUGGUCAUUUGCUGAUUUUGAAGAAGAUGGACUUUUAUAUCGAGGUUUGUUUGGAGAGGUUCACAAAGCAUCGUCUAAAGCAAGCAAUAAAACUUGUGGCCAUUCUAAUGUAGUUGUUGUAAAGAAUUGGCUUAGCAUCGAUGAAGUGAACAUUAUGGAGCAUAUGAGGGUGGAAGAAGCAUACAGGUCAAAAAGAUUUGUGUAUAACAUGUCACUUAUUUCAAUGAUUUUGAGAAGCUCUCCAGAACACCAUUUUAUCUGGCCUGUCCUGUUUCCUGUUAAAUGCAGUUUGAGAGCUUUCAUGGAGUCGACGACUAUUGAGCCUGACGAUAAGAUACAGACCCUGUAUUCGAACCUAGAGCAGGUUAUUAGUGGACUAGACUUCCUGCACACAAAGAGACUGGUCCAUAUAGACGUGUCUCAGGAUUCUGUUAUGGUUGAUGAAAAUGAUAGAGUCAAACUGGUCCACAUUCGAUAUCCCCAGAAGCUAAACUCGCACUAUUUCCCAGAGACUUCAACAGAAUUAGCGCAAUAUGUUUACCUGCAUAGAAACAUUUUGUCAUUACCUGCCCAGACAGAAUACACUUUUGAGCAUGACAUGUAUGGAGUUGGCCUAAUGAUGUGGGAAGUAUGGAAAUGCCAGAGACCAUUUCGGGAUAUAAUCGAGGGACCAGAACCCAAGACACUUCAACAAUUCAUCAGAUUUUUGUCUGAUGAAAAAAAUCUGCUACGCCUGGAUUUUGAAGAUGGAGUGGGGAUUCCCCAGGUGAAUUCUUGGAACGAUGGCAUUCAGAAGUGCCAGAAUUUGUCCAUCACUGCAGCAGAACUGCUGAAUUUGUUAUCUACCUGCAAAAAUAAAACAAAUGACUUUAAAUAUGCUCAAGUACAUGUUCCUAAUCAACAUUCAUCAUAGAAACUACUCCCUUUCAAUGCCAACUGACCCCUCAAAAAGGUAACCCAAUAAAUGAAUGUGAUACUGGUCAGUGUCCAGCGUGGCCUUUGUUUUAUUGUUUACUCUGAUGUUAUAUUGUUACUCAAACUUUACAUUAUGACAUUUUGAAACCAUAAUAUUAUGUUGUACGAUAUAUAUAUAUAUAUAUGUAUAUAUAUACGGUGCUCCCUUGAUAUAUUGCCCCCAUUAUAUUAUGUUGUAGGAUAUGUAUAUAUAUAUACACAGUGCUCCCUCGAUAUAUUGUCCCCAUUAUGAUGCCACCUACGCUUAUUGCCUAAAAAUUCUAAAGAAUGGAUUUCCCCCUUUUGUUAACACCCCCAUUGUAAUGCCAACCCCGCAUAGUGCCAUAUGCCACUGAUUUUCACAAACAAAUGGUAAAAUUUUACAGGGUUUACCCUCGAUAUUAACACCCAUUGGUAAUCACACCUGUAUUUCAAAGUGUGGUGUGCAGAAGUGUGACAGACUGGAUAAGGUAUUCAGAAUAAAACUAAGAUUAUCUGAAUAAUGUUUCGAUAUACAUAAUGUAGCCCAAAUAGAUUACAUAACUAUUUCUUUUGACUAUACUCGGUGAAUUGUCAGUACCAGUGAAUUUGUUAUACUGCCACCCCCACCCCCCACCCCCACGUUAUUGCCCACAUUCAUUUUGAACAUAUAUAUAUAUAUAUUAUAUUUGAUUUGGGCUCAAUAAAGGGUACUAAGAUACACAUUUGUGAACAAAGUGACAUUCUCAUAGAAUCCUAUAAAUAUACAUGUAUUGUACAAUUCUUCAAAAAUAAAUUCAAACCAGGUCCACAGGGCUUUUAAACAGUUGGGGUGUAAAUAUGAGGAAAAUCUUUUAAGACUACAAUACAUGUGAAAACAAAAUGAAAGUAUUGUCAUAUAAUGUAGAUCAUAUAUUUGGGACUAAUUAGAGCUCCAAAGCAUACAGGAGUCAUAUCUCUAAAGGUGCAAGAGAACUCGGGUGGACACUGCCACCCAUGGGCCUCUUUGUGUCAGCAUAAAUUCUGUGAUACUCAUAUUUGUUCUGCAGCAAUUAAAAAGUAAAAUUUACAAUUAAGAUUGAUUUUAUGCAAUAGGUAUUUUAUAUAUUGUAUACAUAUUGUAUUUACUUUUAAUAGAGAUAUUUUGUAUUAAAUAUUUAUGUACAGUGAAA
Molecule: messenger RNA, 4281 nt
Organism: Ostrea edulis (European flat oyster)
Lineage: Eukaryota; Metazoa; Mollusca; Bivalvia; Ostreida; Ostreidae
Exons: 9
Coding region: 57-3089 (1010 amino acids)
Biological process (GO): protein phosphorylation
Molecular function (GO): protein kinase activity; ATP binding
Source: RefSeq, a predicted model, not a curated record